GGACUUGCGAUAAUGCUUCAGCCCACCCCGCAAAGUCUGCACUAUGAAAUUCAACAGGCUCGCCGCAUCUUCCUUUGCCGUCCUAGCAGCGACAGUGACGAUGGUCAACGCCAUGGACUAUCGUCUGCUCUAUAAGAUCCCAAAGAUGCAGACAAUGGAGGGUUUCCAGACACGAUUUUCUAGCACAUGUGCUAAGGGAUCAUGGCCGCACGCCAAAAACUCCACCCAGGGUCUGACCUAUCGCGGGUUUAUCUUUGAGCCAGGAGACUAUGCCGGGAAGCACCAAGAUGAUGAGGUUAAGAUCGUUUGCUACUGGUACAACGCUACAGAGGGAACGAGUUCUCCGUCGGUCGUAUUUACUAAGCAGGUCGCGGAGUAUCUUGGAGCAAAGCUGGUUUGACGGAAUUCGACCACAUCAGGCCGUCUGGAGUAGUAGAGACUUGCUUAUGCAGUGUGCAGAUGAUGGAAUCAAACCGAUAAUCAAUUUCUUCAGUUGGGACAGUUUACACAUCAUCCUCGUACACGGACAACCUUCCGCUUUCCCUUCUGCAUACCACCAGCGAUCUGUCCUUGACCUGCAGGCGUAGCACCGGGUGUGCCCGGAGCACCCGCCGUCGCUUCGGCUUGAGCUGUCAUACCAGCUUUCACGGCGUCAAUGAGCACUCCGCUCACAAGCGCGGGCGAGUACGGCGAUAAACGCUGAGCCAGCGGCGGAUGAGGGAGCGGCGGUUCUGGUGGCGUCCGCUUCGACUUCUUGGUGUGCACUGCCUGUGGAGCCGGCGACGGUGCGCUCGUCGGCCGCGUCUGCUUGCCUUUGGCAGUGGAGGACUUGAUUGGUGUAGAUGCAGCGGCUGCGGGCACGGGUGUCGAUGCUCUGGAGGGGGAGCGGAGGUCUCGACCGGAGGAACGUAGGCGGGCUUGAUCCGCUGGAUUCGCGCUGCGAUCGAUUCAAGAAGAGCUUUCUCUGUACGCAGGAUAGUAGUGAGCGUCAAUUCAAUCCAGAGGGCAUUGCGCGCCGUACUGUUUCUGAUCGAGGGAUUCAACAAUCGUCCAUCCUUCUUCCACUGCACCCGCACACGACCCGGGUUCUCCCAAUCACGCGGAUGGGACUUGCUGACCUCGUGGAGCGUCGGGAGGCCAAGAGAGGAAGUCGCAUCGGCGAUAUCCUUGCUUAGCGGCCACCAGAUAGCGUGAUCCCUGGGUAUCCGCCGCUGACCCGUGCCAUACGCGCGUUUCGCGUCGAGGUAGAUCGGAUAGAUGCACGUCCAGCUAGAGAAGGCUGUGAGGAUACGGUAUACGCGAUGGAUGGAUGAUACGAACUUUUUGUACGGCGUCAGAUCCAUGGUCGUCUGCACACCCGCGCCAGGCGGUCGGAAUGCCGACUGCGAGUGGGUUGGCGUAGCAGGUCCUGCCCGAGGGGGAGGCGUGUUCAUGCGCGGCUCAUCGUCGAGACUGAGCUCCUGCAGUAAUGGUCCGACCGAGCCAGUAUUGGGCAGGGAGAGCGACGGCAAAGGCAGGUCGGUGUCGUCGUCAAAUUCCUCUACGAUCGCUGCACGACGGGACAUGUUGGGGCUGGGCUCUGAGCAUGGCUUUGAACAAUAAAAAGAGAGAUUGGUAGGAGCCGUUACUACACUAUCUGUUUUGUGCUUGAGAGUGGGAUGGGCGUUGGCAGUGACGGCAGAGGGUCGCUAGAGUCACAGUCACAUCCACCACCCGUUACUCGGUUUUGAUGCGCCCCUCAUGUCGUCCAUGUACUGUCGCUUAUGGGUAUUUACCCUGUUGAUGGUCACUGGCGCUGCCUUGGCCGCCGAACAUGUCCACAAUAAGAUCCCAACAGGUCUCGUCUGCGCACCCGCUGGACUAUGCGAGCCCUGUCCAGCCGACUCCCUUCAAGAACCAUUUUGUCAACCGUUCGGGAACCGACGUCUCAUGCAUUGCGUGAACAGCACAAUCCCUGAUCCCCAACGUCCAACGCACCCUCCUGGCCACGCUCGCGCUCCUCCAUUUGAGAAGCCUUGGAAUGCGCCACCUCCUGCGUCCCCACAUCCGCUGCACAGCCAUGAAGGGGAAACUCUCGCCUGGGCUGGCUGCGGACGCGUGGUCGCGCAGGAACGCGCGGACUUUCUGGAGUUCGUGGCUUGCAACAUCCUCUUUGCGGUCGUCGCCGUUUUUGGUGUUUUUGCUCGUGCGCGGAGGAUGGCAGCCCGUCAAGCGCGACAGCUUGCAGCCCGAAUCGGAUUGGGCAGGUAGUUCCGGAGGACAGGUUAUAUGCAUGCAGAGGGCGGACGCUCUACGGUAUCAGCAUAAUAUUGGACUCGCUGUCUUGUGAAUUCAAUGACUUGAAUCCACGACCCGCACGCGCC
This is a messenger RNA of Mycena citricolor, 2363 nucleotides long. Lineage: Eukaryota; Fungi; Basidiomycota; Agaricomycetes; Agaricales; Mycenaceae. The record is from the annotation of a GenBank genome assembly.